Messenger RNA from Setaria italica (foxtail millet), 1740 nucleotides. Its product is annotated as ATP-dependent DNA helicase PIF1. Lineage: Eukaryota; Viridiplantae; Streptophyta; Magnoliopsida; Poales; Poaceae. Bases 1 to 1740 code for a protein of 579 amino acids. Gene Ontology annotation, biological process: telomere maintenance; DNA repair. Gene Ontology annotation, molecular function: DNA helicase activity. The transcript has a single exon. The record is from RefSeq and is a predicted model, not a curated record.
AUGUCAGAAGACUACAGGCGCAACAAUCCAAACCCGAGUCUGGUGGAACAGAUGGUUUUGAUUGACAUUAGGAAUAUGUUGCAAUCUAUGGGGAAGGACAUAAGGUCGUUCCCUCUCCCAGGAAUUGACGACGCAUAUGACGACGCUAGCGGUAUCCCUCGUGAGAUAUUUGAGGAGGCAAGCAUUGACCAGGAUCUGGAAGAUGUGGGACUAUCUGAUUCCCUAAACAAGGAGCAGAGGGCUGCCUACGAAGAGAUAAUGUCCAAAGUGGACACCGAACAAGGCGAUUUGUUCUUUGUAGGUGGACCUGGCGGCACAAGAAAGACAUUUUUGUACAGGGCACUUCUCGGAACCCUUCGCAAUCAGAAUAAGCUUGCCAUUGCUACAGCUACAUCUGGUGUCGCAGCGUCUAUAAUGCCUGGUGGGAGGACGGCCCACUCACGUUUCAAGAUACCCCUUACUCUUGAGGAUGGUGGUUGUUGUAGUUUUACCAAACAGAGUGGUACUGCAAAGCUACUGCAGCAAGCAUCUCUCAUCAUUUGGGACGAGGCGUCUAUGGCAAAGAGGCAAGCUAUGGAAGCCCUAGACAACAGCCUACGUGGUAUAAUGGGCCGGCAGGAUCUGCCGUUCGGUGGGAAGAUUGUUGUCUUUGGAGGGGAUUUCAGACAGGUUCUCCUUGUUGUACGGAAAGGAUCCAGGGCGCAGAUAGUCGAUGCUUCUCUACGGAGGUCGUAUCUUUGGGAAUCCAUGCACCACCUUAAGCUCGUGCGCAACAUGAGGGCGCAGAGUGACCUGUGGUUUGCGGAAUAUCUACUGCGCAUUGGUGGUGGCACGGAGGAGGUUAACGGAGAUGGUGAUGUAUGUCUUCCUGACGAUAUAUGUGUCCCGUACUCUGGGGAUUCUGAGAAAGAUCUUGACAUGUUGAUUGAAUGCAUCUUUCCAAACCUCAAUGCAAACAUGACAAACAAGGACUACAUCACCUCUAGAGCGAUUCUAUCUACACGUAAUGAUUGGGUGGACAAUAUUAAUAUCAAGAUGAUUGGCAUGUUCCAGGGUGGGGAGAUGGUGUACCAUAGUUUCGACUCCGCGAUUGAUGAUCCGCAUAACUACUAUCCGUCGGAGUUCCUUAACACAUUGACUCCCAACAGGCUUCCUCCACAUUUGCUAAAGCUCAAGAUCGGCUGCCCGGUCAUAUUGCUUAGGAAUAUCAACCCUGCGAAUGGGCUGUGCAAUGGUACAAGGUUGGUGGUUCGAGGCUUCCAAAAAAAUUCAAUCGAUGCUGAAAUUGUGCUGGGACAACAUGCCGGAAAGAGGGUUUUCCUUCCUCGAAUACCGUUGUGCCCCUCUGACGAUGAGAUAUUCCCAUUCCAAUUUAAGAGGAAGCAGUUCCCUAUUAGGCUCAGCUUCGCCAUGACGGUCAACAAGUCACAGGGCCAAACUAUACCAAAUGUGGGUUUGUACCUGCCCGCCCCUGUGUUCUCUCAUGGUCAAUUGUAUGUUGCUAUGUCUAGAGCCACAGCUAGAACGAAUAUCAAGAUCCUCGCCCUCCCACCUAACGCAGAGGCAGACGAGGAACAUACUAAAAGGAAGGAAAAGAAAAAAGCUUCUAAGAAAGUGAACGGCCAGGGUAAUCAAAAUAACAAUGAACAAAAAGGUACAUCAGUGAAGAAGAAAAGGGUACCAACUGAAGAUGGCACGUAUACAAAGAAUAUUGUAUACAAGGAGGUUCUAACACCAUAG